CUUGUCCCUCGUCCUGGUCGGAAAGGUCAUCCGAAACUCUUCCUUCUCUCUCUUCCUUCUUCGCCUUCCCGGCCAUUUCUCUCUUUUUCCGAUCGCCGGAUAAAAUUUGUCGGGGAGAUGAUUUCCCGGCGCUUUUGAGUCCGGUUGCUGAUAAAAGAUUCAACCCUGUGACCGGCUACGAUCCACGACACAAACCCGAGAUGAGCUUGAGCCCUCCGCCUCUUGAAUGGCGCCGGCUGUCUUGGCUGCUCUAAACGAACCUCCGUUGCAGGGACAAUGUGGUGCCGGUUUUAUGAGGAAAUACACAAACCAAUCACUCGCCGAUAACAACCAUAAUCCUCCCUUCAACCGUAAUUCCAACCCUAACCCUAAUUCGAACCCGGCUAAUCGCAACAAUUCUGCCAACCAGUCUGACGAUUCCUUGUCUUAUGGUGGCUAUGCUACGUUUGAUCUCGCGGGCUACACCGCGAGUCAGCUCCGGGAGCUGAAGAAGCGCCUGAUAUCGGAGCUCGAGCAGGUUCGGAUCCUGAGGGAACGGAUCGAGUCUGGUGCGUUCGAGACCCGACCCGUUUACACUACACCGGAGGUCUCCGCCGUCCGGUCGGCCCCGGCGCAGAGUUCUGCAGGUGAGACGAAUGACGUUGGACCCAAGAAGAAGAAGAAGAAAAAUGGACCGACUCAGAAACGAGGCAAUCCGCUUGCAGCCGAGCUGCCCGACCUGAAGCGGCCGGCUGUGGCGGUGGUGGAUCCGGAGUCGGAGAAGGUGUUGGCCUGUAUGAUGGACACGUGCGGACAGAUCCUGGGGAAGCUGAUGAAGCACAAAUGGGCAUGGGUGUUCAACUCUCCUGUCGAUGUUGCAGGUUUAGGGCUUCACGACUAUUACCUGAUCGUGAAGAAACCCAUGGAUCUGGGCACGAUCAAGUCAAAUCUGGAAAAGGGUUUCUACGGAUCACCGCUUGAUUUCGCCUCCGAUGUUAGAUUGACCUUCAACAAUGCGUUGGCUUACAACCCUAAGGGUCAAGACGUGUAUUUCAUGGCUGAGAAGCUUCUGGGUCAAUUCGAGGGAAUGUUCAUCCCUGCGUACAAGAGAUUCGAAGCACAGCAGUUGAGAGUUACAGGAUCAUCGUCUUGCCGUGAACCAGAGUUCAAACAAAGAACUUGGAAUCAGAAUCAGAGUGUUGGGAAUGUAAGGAAAGGACCAGAGCAGAUUUCGAUUGCAAAGAAGCUAGAUUCAGUGAAGCCACAACCUACAUUGCCGGCCCCCGUAGUGGAGCCCCCGAGUUUGCCGUCUCCGCCACCUCAACUGCAGCCACCACAUUCUCCUUCUCCUCCUCCGCAGCAGGUCGAACCGCCUCCGGAUGUGGGUGAAGUGAUAAAGGUAAGGAAGGGGAAGCUUCCGAAGCCUAAUGCUAAAGAUCCAAACAAGCGGCUGAUGACAAUGGAGGAGAAGGCAAAACUCGGUUUGAAUCUACAGGAGUUGCCUCCUGAGAAACUCGGUCAGUUGGUUCAGAUACUUAGGAAGCGGAACAGCCAUUUGGCCCAAGAUGGUGAUGAAAUCGAGCUAGAUAUCGAAGCUAUCGACAAUGAGACACUAUGGGAGCUCGAUCGUUUCGUGACGAAUUACAAGAAGAUGGUGAGCAAGAUCAAGCGCCAAGGGUUUAUCCGGAAUAACGUAUCAACUCCCCCGAGAAACAACCUGCAUUCGGUGACAGAGAUGGGUGGUGCAGAGAAAAAGGGGAAGAAAGGAGGGGAGGCAUGUGAAGAGGAUGUGGAUAUAGGAGAAGAUAUGCCGAUUGAGAACUACCCGUCGGUUGAAAUUGAGAAAGAUGGUACAGCCACGGCCGCUAAUAGUGGCCCUUCUUCUUCAGGCAGCUCCAGUUCCAGUAGCAGCUCCUCUUCUAGUGAUUCGGAUUCAGGAAGUUCAUCGGGUAGUGAUUCGGAUGCAGAUAGUGUGCAGUCACCGUUUGUGGAGUCGAAAGAAGCUAGGUGACGACAAGUCUUAGUUGGGUCAGUGUCCAAGUGUGAGGGGAGGUAUUUGCGAUCCUCAUCUAACAGUAAGAAAUGGAGUUUGGGGAUGCGGGCGGAGGAGGAGAGGCUUGUGGGAGAGACUGAAAAUAUAUUUCAUAUUGAAGAAAUCUAUUAGGGAGGAGUAAGUAGCAGAAGAAGGUAGGAGAAAAUGUAAUGGGUAGAUAGAGCAAGGAGCAGAAGAGCUCCUUUUUUUCGCCUUCAAUUUUCUUUUCAGAGUAGGGUUUUAGUCUUUGUUAGUGUAUUUUGUGAGAGUGCCGAAGCGGGUGGGGGAGAGAAGAAGAGGAAUUCUUUUUUUUUUUUGGGGUGAUGGUAAAUCUGGGUUUUGGGAAGAGGAGCGGCAAAAGGAGCGUUGGGGUGCUAUGAAUGUGGGUGUGUUGGGUAAAGGAGAGAAACCAGCAAUGGCAAUGUUAGAAGCAGAGAUGUGUACAUAAAUAUAUAUAUGUAUAUGCGCUUCAAGAGAAGAAACAUCAAACAUUGUUCAUA
Tarenaya hassleriana is the source of this 2511-nucleotide messenger RNA. RefSeq names its product transcription factor GTE7. Bases 227 to 1990 code for a protein of 587 amino acids. Gene Ontology annotation, molecular function: protein binding. Lineage: Eukaryota; Viridiplantae; Streptophyta; Magnoliopsida; Brassicales; Cleomaceae. The transcript is spliced from 3 exons. The record is from RefSeq and is a predicted model, not a curated record.